Podarcis lilfordi (Lilford's wall lizard) is the source of this 43025-nucleotide messenger RNA. The record is from the annotation of a GenBank genome assembly. Lineage: Eukaryota; Metazoa; Chordata; Lepidosauria; Squamata; Lacertidae.
GACACGGCGUGUGACAUCCAAGGACCAGGAGGUGGAUAAAGGCCUCUGCCAGGAGAGACAUCCUCCGCUCUGUUGGAUCACCUUCCCGAGCGGCCAGCCUCUCCUCCUUCAUCCCGCUGCAGAACCACCGCCAUGGCCCCCAAGAAACCAGAACCCAAGAAAGCAGAACCUAAGAAAGAGGAGCCCAAGGCAGCCCCUAAACCAGCACCCCCACCCGAGCCAGAAGUCCGCAAGGAAGUGGAGUUUAACCCGGCGAACAUCAAAGUAAGUGUCUUUUUUGACAUCCGUAAAUUGUUAACAGGGUAGGGGAGGACUGUUCCCUUCUUGGGUACCGGGUGAAGUUUCUUCUUUUUCCUCCUCCUCCUCCUCCUCCUCCUUCUCCUUCCUCUUCCUCCUUCCUCUUCCUCCUCCUCCUCCUCCUCCUUCCUCCUUCUCCUCCUCCUUCCUCCUCCUUCCUCCUUCCUCCUCCUCCUCCUUCCUCCUCCUCCUUCCUCCUUCCUCCUCCUCCUCCUCUUCUUCUCCUUCUUCUCCUUCCUCCUCCUCCUCCUCCUCCUCCUCCCCUUCUUCUUCUUCUUCUUCUUCUUCUUCUUCUUCUUCUUCUUCGCUACAAGGUGAUUGACACAAAAACAAGUACAAUAGCUUUGAAAGCAGCACAAAUAAAUCAACCAGAGCUAAGGGCAGUGUUGUAAGGGGUUUUUUUGGGGGGGGGGUCAGUUUGGAUGAUGCCCUGAGUCCCUUCCAAGUCUUGGGAUCUUGUGCCCAGUGAGAGUUGGAAUCUAGACGGUUGCUGAACUGCUCAGACAAGUUUAUUUGUAAGACAAGGAGCUCAGCCGGUCACUUUAAGUACCCUCGUUCGCAUCCCAAAAUAAUGACCUCAGUUGUAUGAGCCACAGCUAAGGGGUGGUACCCUCCAGGCUAAUGGGUGAAGCUCUCUCUGCUUCACCUAGCUGCUAAAUAGGAGAAACAGAGUUUUGGGUGUGAGCUGAGCUAAAAGCAGGCUGGAAGCUGGAGACACAGAGACCUGUUUGCGAUGUGCUGGAUCCAAUAUGUGAUGAAUGGAGAAGUGAGAUCUGCUGGGAUGUUACUGCUGUGAGCCCCUUUAUCCUAUGCCCAGAUUGCAGAUGUUGUUGUUGUUUAGUCGUUUAGUGGUGUCCGACUCUUCGUGACCCCCUGGACCAGAGCACGCCAGGCACUCCUGUCUUCCACUGCCUCCCACAGUUUGGUCAAACUCAUGUUGGUAGCUUCGAGAACACUGUCCAACCAUCUCGUCCUCUGUCGUCCCCUUCUCCUUGUGCCCUCCAUCUUUCCCAACAUCAGGGUCUUUUCCAGGGAGUCUUCUCUUCUCAUGAGGUGGCCAAAGUAUUGGACCCUCAGCUUCAGGAUCUGUCCUUCCAGUGAGCGGUGUAAGUAAAACCAUGUAUCCCCACAGUCUCCACUGACUCUCAUCUGAACCCUAAGCAAGCUUUGGAUUCUUCCACCAACAAUAGUUUUUAAGACAAUAGAGAAUUAACGUCUGUUAGUGUAGAGACCUUUUCACCCAGCUGGGAAACCUUUUACAAAAAUAACAGAACCCUUUGAUUUCGUUUUCCCUGCAAAGAACUGAUAGUGGGCACUUGCCAUAUCCCAAGAGAGAUGCUGUUCCAUAGAACGGGGCAGCCAAACCGAAAACCUGCCCUGAUUUACUGGGUGUACACAUCUGAUAUUUUAGGAAAAUACUUUCCUGUGGAACGCAGUGACCUCCUUGGUACGUAAGGGAGAAGGCCAUCACUUAAGUAAGCUGGUCCUGAGCUAUACAGUAGUACCUCGAGUUACAAACGCCUCAGGUUACAAACGCUUCAGGUUACAAACUCUGCUAACCUGGAAGAGUUACCUCGAGUUGAGAACUUUGCCUCAGGAUGAGAACGGAAAUUGUGUGCCGGCAGCGCAGCGGCCACAAGAGGCCCCAUUAGUGAAAGCACGCCUCUAGUUAAGAACAGUUUCAGGUUAAGAACGGACCUCCGGAACGAAUUAAGUUCGUAACCAGAGGUACCACUGUAUAGGGUAGUGUAGGUCAAGACCAAAACCUUGAACUCAGCCCAGUUAACAAUGCAGAUCCCGCAUAAAAGGAGUUAUGGAUGGGGAGAAAAGUUUGUCCCCGAGACCAUCUUAGCCACUGCAAACUGCCUUGAGUCCUAUCAGGGAAAAUGGAGGGGACUGCAAUGGUACCUUGGUUCUCAAACUUAAUCCGUUCCAGAAGUCUGUUCCAAAACCAAAGCCUUCCAAAACCAAGGCGCGCUUUCCCAUAGAAGGUAAUGCAAAACGGAUUAAUCAUUCCAGACUUUUAAAAACAACCCCUAAAACAGCAAUUUAACAUGAAUUUUACUCUCUAACGAGACCAUUGAUCCAUAAAAUGAAAGCAAGAAUCAAUGUGCUGUACUAUAAAAUAAAUAAGAUAGACUUGUAGAUGGUAGAAAAAAAUAAAAAUUACCUGCACUGUUGAUAGUCCUUGUUUGGAUGGGGGGGCUAUUAUCCAUUUCCACAGUCACACAAUCAAUCAAUCAGUAGUUGAACUGGGUUCCACACAGUCACACACAAAAAAAAUUAACCGGAAAAGCCACAAAAACAAAAAAGCAAAAUAAAUAGCAAAAACAAAAGCGCCAAGCUUAAUCCGUUCUGGAAGUCCAUUUGACUUCCGAAAUGUUCUAAAACCAAGGCGCGACUUCUGAUUGGUGCAGGCACUCUAGAAGCAAUAGCCAACAGCCGCAUUGGACGUUCGGCUUCCGAAAAACGUUUGAAAACCGGAACACUUACUUCCGGGUUUUCGCCAUUUGGGAACCAAGGCGUUUGAGUACCAAGGUGUUUGAGAUCCAAGGUACCACUGUAAUAAUAAUGAUGAUGAUGAUGAUGAUGAUGAUGAUGAUGCACAAGCUCAAGUAUGGCUCCACAUAUCUUAGAGCUGUACCCAAAUUUGUUGGCAUCUGUCUGUCUCGAGAGACAACAAAGUGCAUUUCUGGGGGUGAAGUCAAAUUGCUGCAUUAGCAGCACAGAAAUGACCUGCCUGGGGUGCAAGACUGGGGCAGUGUGUCUGGAGGUCCUGGGCUGCCCAGAUGACAAGACCCCCCUCUUGGCCUCACUGAUAUGGUCCAAAGGAAAGCAGUGCAAGACGUCUGGCACCAGCUUAGCAUCUGGGCUUGCAGAACUUGCUACUCACAGGUUCAUUGAGGAUCAGAUUCCAUAUCUACAGAAUACGUGUUCAUUGUGGAAUGAAUCUGGGUUUGUCUCCCCAAGGAAUGCUGACAUCCGGAGGACGUCCAGGGAAUGAAACCCAGUAUCAUGAAUCUUGUCCCGAGAGAGCCAGCGUGGUGUAGUGGUUAAGAGCAGUGGACUCGUAAUCUGGUGAACCGGGUCCGCUUUCCCACUCCUCCACAUGCAGCUGCUGGGUGACCUUGGGCUAGUCACACUUCUCUGAAGUCUCUCAGCCUCACUCAACUCACAGAGUGUUUGUUGUAGGGGAGAAAGGGAAAAGAGAUUGUUAGCCACUUUGAGACUCGCUGUGGGUUAAACCACAGAGUCUAGGACUUGCUGAUCAGAAGGUCGGUGGUUUGGAUCCCCGCGACAGGGUGAGCUCCCUUUGCUCGGUCCCUGCUCCUGCCAACCUAGCAGUUCGAAAGCACAUCAAAGUGCAAGUAGAUAAAUAGGUACCGCUCUGGCAGGAAGGUAAACGGUGUUUCCAUGCGCUGCUCUGGUUCGCCAGAAGCGGCUUAGUCCUGCUGGCCACAUGACCCUGAAAAACUGUCUGCGGACAAACGUCAGCUCCCUCGGCUUAUAGAGCGAGAUGAGCGCCGCAACCCCAGAGUCAUCUGCGACUGGACCUAACAGUCAGGGGUACCAUUACCGUUUUUGGAUGCAAGGGGUGCAUAGAAUUGCAACCAAUUCUUGGGAAUAAAUCCCACUGAUCAUGAUGAAAUUCGCAGGCAAGCAGAUUGCUGCUUUGCAGUCCUGCUUUUUAAAUAAAUGUUUUCCUUUUCAGAUAAUACAGAACAUGAUGAAAUCACAAUAAAUUAAAGCUCCCUUUCAGUAGUUUCAAGCACUACUACAGGUUCCCCAUAAUAUCUGUACUGCAUUGUUUAGCUUGGCAGCAGCUGCACUUUGGAACUCCCCGCCUAUUGCAAUAAAGCACUUGCCUUUGCUAGACUGUUUUCAGGCACCUGCUAAAAGCAUUCUUGUUUAGGAACGCAUUCCCAGCUGCUUAGGAAGUUGAAGUAAUUGGCUCCCUCGGCCAAUAAAGCGAGAUGAGCGCUGCAAGCCCAGAGUCAGCCACGACUUGACCUAAUGGUCAGGGGUCCCUUUACCUUUACCUUAAGGGGAGUGAAAGGCGGGAUAUCAAGUCCAAACUCUUCUAGGUUAUGAAGGCUUGGCCCGUCUCAACUUGACAGCCCACAUCUGCGGCUCCGAGCUUCUCGAGUGUGCGCAGUGCUGGCGUGAUCCUGGAUGAUGUCCGUACUUCGCUAGGCAGAGCAAAUCCGGUGGGGUAGUUAGGAGGGGCAGUUUGCCCCGGGUGUCACCCUGACAGGGGGUGACAAAAUGCUGAGCGGUACUCACCGUGGGGCCUGCAGCGCACACAAACCAUGCGUCUCGGUGCCCGCAGGCUCCACGCUGUCCGUCUGCUGCCUCCCCACCCAGCUGUAGGGCGGCUGAGGCCUUGCGGCACGCCCCGUCCAUAUGGGCACUAUGCUGUGCUGUCCCUAUGGGCACCACACUCCCUGUCCCAUCCCACCCCUAUUGGCACCGAGUGCCCUGUUCCGUCCCACCCCUAUGGGCACCGAGUGCCCUGUUCCGUCCCUAUGGGCGCCCUGCACCCCGCCCCUAUGGGCGGUUCGCCCCACCCCUGGGCAUGCUGUGCCCAGGGGCCCAAGAGGCUUCCUCCAUCACUCAGAGAAUGGAGUACGACACCCAGAGCAAGUAGAUUGAUGCAGCACAUACCGUAUUUUUUGCUCCAUAAGACGCACCUGACCAUAAGACGCACCUAGUUUUUAGAGGGGGAAAACAAGAAAAAAAAUAUUCUGAACGAAACAGUGGAUGUGUGGUUUUUUUGGUGCAGGCUGUACCAUGGACAUGCUAUGUGAUCUGAAAGUGAAUUUGGGGUGACCCAAUGCAAAAAUCCUGAGGAUCCAUGGGCUUUUACCUCCCCCCUCCCAGGCAGCCUCCUUUAUCCCUAGCGUCCUUUAUCUCCCUCACCCGAUUGCUUGCUAAUAAUAAUAAUAAUAAUAAUAAUAAUAAUAAUGGUUUCCCCAGCACCAACCUCAGCACCAACACUUUGAAUUGUGCUCAGAAACGUACUGGGAGCCAAUGUCGGUCUUUCAAGACCGGUGUUAUAUGGUCUCGGCGGCCGCUCUGAUCGGCUGCUUCCCUUCAACAAGGCCUUCCCUCUUGUUUGCCUUAGUGUCUUUUCCUUAGCUGGAGCAGUUUUUUGCUCCUCCUUUUCUUCUAAUUUCUCUCCUCAUUGCUUUAGUCUUCCUGUCUCCUCUCCUUGCAAGUUUGCUGUCUUUACUUCCCCCUCCCAGGCAACCUCCUUUAUCUCUAGCGUCCCUUAUCUCCCUUCCAAUCGCUUGCGAUCAGUGGCUUUGUUUCAACACCCACUUCCCUCUUUCAAAAAAAAGAGAGAGCAUGAUCUGCUUUUUGCCCCUGGGCAAUUUGGCUCCAGGGACCAUGCAUUUGCUCCAUAAGACGCAGACAUCUCCCCUUACUUUUUAGGAGGAAAAAAGUGUGUCUUAUGGAGUGAAAAAUGCGGUAGUUAAACAGUGGAACUCCCUCCCACAGGAGACGAUGAUGGCCACCCACUUAGAUGGCUUUAAAAGAAGAUGAGACCAAUUCAUGCAGAUGAGGAUUAUAGAUGCCUCCUAGUUGUGAUGGCUCUGCUCUGCUUCCACAGCUGGAGGCAGCAAUGCUUGUGAAGGUCAGUUGCUGGAAAGCACAGGAGAGGAGAUGUGGUCUUGUGUUCGAAUCCUGAUUGAGGGUUUCUUCGGCUUGGCUGCUGGGAGAGCAGGGUGCUGGGCAAGACAGGCCUUUGGCCUCAUCCGGCAGAGUUCUACUUAUGUUCUUAUAUGCUCCUUUCCUUAAGAUUAAGGAUCUCAAACCUGUAAAAGGGUAAAAGAGUAUUGGGAAAUGAUUUAUAAUGAAUUGAAAAAAAUGUUUAAUAGCACCCCCCAAACACACACACACACACACACACACAAACACCCAGAGUCCUUUCUGUUGAGGAUAAUUCAGAUGGAAAUUCCCAGGAAAUUCCUAUCAGUGACCCCGGGGGAGUUCCUAGUUGAUGUGCAUCGGCAGGACUCCCCUACUGGUGGUUAACCCUUCCUGGACUUCUAGCGGAUGGGCUGGAGUUGGAUAUAGUCGGUUAGGACCAAUGCCUAAGCCAAUACCGCUCAUCACCUGUAACCAAUAAAGUUGUGGCCUUUUUUAGCCCAUUAAGCUUAAUAAUUGUGUCAUGUGUCUUUAUUUCCACUGGGAGAGGGCGGGAACUCACCAUGCAAUUGCCAACCCGCUGACAUAGUGGAGGCAAAUGGUUGUGGAUUUCUCUCUCUACAUACAUUUUGAGCCAUUUUGGCUGCGUCGGGUGUUAUUGAAUAGCAGGAAUUGCUGGUAGGGAGAGUUGGUCCUGUGUUCAAAUCCUGCUUGCAGGUUUCACACAGGCAUCUGGUCGGCCAAUGGGAGACCAGGAUGCUGGGACGCCAUUAGGGUGUGUCAUUUUCCGGGGUGAACAUUUGCAAAUUUCUUCAGCGAGAGGUCUUUUAAAUAUGAUUUGGGGUGUGAGGAAUUGGCUAUUAUUGUUGCGACUGCACAACGUUUAUCUCCGUAAGUCUGCCUUUGAUGAAAGAUGGUUAUUUUGAAUGGUUUCUAUGCAAUUUCACACCCAUUUUGAUUAACUAAAUGAUAUUAAUUUAACCAAAAUAUCUCUUGGAUUCCCAAGUCAUUUGCCAACAUUUUAGCACCCCUCAUGUUUGGAAUCUGAAAGUUGGAAAUUCAACAUGCCCUAAUGGACUCAUGGCCUCAUCCUGCAGGUCCCUUUAACGUCCUUGCAGUAAAAAGGAUAGUCUGUAUUAUGUGUUUCUAAAUUUGAUGAGAAAGAAAAUAUUAAAGACGGCCAUUUCCUGCCCACAAAGAACAGCAACGGUGGUUUGUUUACACGGUUAAGUCAUCUCAGACUUUUAAGAACAACGCCCCGUUCCUUUGGGGACCUCAGCGAGGGACGGUUGUGAAGUUUGCACAUUAAAUGUAUGUCUGUUCCAUUGAGUAAAAAAGGUAAAGGGUAAAGGGACCCCUGGUCCAGUCAUGACCAACUCUGGGGUUGCGGCGCUCAUCUCGCUUUACUGGCCAAGGGAGCCAGCGUACAGCUUCCGGGUCAUGUGCCCAGCAGGACUAAACCGCUUCUGGCGAACCAGAGCAGCACACAGAAACGCCGUUUACCUUCCCGCCGGAGCAGUACCUAUCUAUCUACUUGCACUUUGACGUGCUUUCGAACUGCUAGGUUGGCAGGAGCAGGGACUGAGCAACGGGAGCUCACCCCGUUGCGGGGAUUCGAACCGCUGACCUUCUGAUCGGCAAGUCCUAGGCUCUGUGGUUUAACCCACAGCGCCACCCACUCAAACCCAUGAUCCGAAGAUUAAGAGUCUCAUGCUCUACCAACUGAGCUACCAAGACAGAUUUCCCCACAUUCCACAUCUACAUGCCCCUUUCUUACAUUAUUUUGAAAAAAUGCUGCGUACAGUGAUUCUAACUAAUAGAGUUGAGUCGUCCCGUGAUUGUGCAACAAACAAAUAAAGCCAUAAUAUGGGCUAACGUACACAGUGACUUGCGAUCUCGAUCACACGCAGUCUGUAGUCCGCUGGCAGUAGGAGUACAAUAUGGGUAUGUCUUUAAGUUAACAUCUUACAUUAAAAUCUGACAGUACCAAACUAUCGAAGGCUUUUCACCAAAGCCAGACUAAAUGUCUUUCCUUCUGCAGUGUUGGAUGGUAGGUUGAGAGGAGUUCCCUACCAGGACAGACUUUGCCCAUGUGCUCAAGACAUCGAUUCCAUAAAACAUAUUUUGUUGCAUUGUGCAAAAUAUGAGCAAGCCAGGGCUGAACUGAUACUAUCCAUGCUGGUACCUUCCCCGGGAAAAUCAGAGGCUCACUAUGUCAGGUUCCUACUGGAAGACCGGACAAUUGCUAGAACAUUAGCAGUGGCAAAAUUUUUAUCGGUGGUUGCAAUAACAAAUGAUCCCUAUAUUCUAAACAAAAUGCUUGUUUAACCUAGAGGUAGGCUGUAUGAAUUGGGUAUUGCUUUGUAAUGAUUUGUUGGGUCUCUGGACUGUAAUAAAGAUUGAAGAUGAUGAAAUAAAGCCAUAAUAAGUGAGAUGUUUCGGGCUUUUCACCUGCGCUCUAUCUCUUGCUUUUAUUUCAUGCGAUGAGCACAGUCUGUUCUUUGCUUGGGCUUGAGAAGGGCAGAGGUAGCAGGAACAGGGAUGAUCCGUCAGGCUUUUAAUAGCCGGACAACUGCGUCUGCCUCCUCUCCCGUUUACCUGGCUCCUGUUGAGCUCACCCUUUGUCACCGUCCAAAAUAGAAUCACUUGUUUGCGAACGUAAAAGGAAGGCGGAGAGUGAGUGGCGGGCAUGCUUUUUCCUGGCUCAAUUCCCAUCGCCUUUUGCAGCUGUCCAGCUCGAGGAAAGGACGGCAGAGAGAAGCUCUUCUUCCGCCGCUGCAUCUCCCUGCUAGGAAAGGUUUUUCACUUGCAAGGAUGGUGUUUUAGCCCUCAAGGGCAUAUUCACAUAGGGCUAGGAGAGACCCCCUGCCUGAACCCUGGAGGGCUGCAGGCAAUAUUGAGCUAGAUUGCUGUUGUUGUUUAGUCGUGUUUUUAAUUUUCUGUUGUGAGCUGCCCAGAGUGGCUGGGGAAACCCAGCCAGAUAAGUGGGGUGUUGUUGUUUAGUCUUUAGUCGUGUCCGCCUCUUCGUGACCCCAUGGACCAGAGCACACCAGGGACUCCUGCCUUCCACUGCCUCCCGCAGUUUGGUCGGGCUCAUGUUUGUAGCUUCGAGAACACCAUCCAACCAUCUCGUCCUCUGUCAUCCCCUUCUCCUGGUGCCCCCCAUCUUUCCCAACAUCAGGGCCUUUUCCAGGGAGUCUUCUCUUCUCAUGAGGUAGCCUAAGUAUUGGAGCCUCAGCUUCAGGAUCUGUCCUUCCAGGGAGCACUCAGGGCUGAUUUCCUUCAGAAUGGAGUGGUUUGAUCUUCUUGCAGUCCAUGGGACUCUCAAGAGUCUCCUCCAGCACCAGAAUCCAAAAGCAUCCAUUCUUUGGCGAUCAGCCUUCUUUAUGGUCCAGCUCUCACUUCCAUACAUCACUACUGGGAAAACCAGAGCUUUAACUAUACGGACCUUUGUUGGCAAGGUGAUGUCUCUGCUUUUUAAGAUGCUGUCUAGGUUUGUCAUUGCUUUUCUCCCAAGAAGCAGGCGUCUUUUAAUUGGUACCUCGGGCUACAGACCCUUCAGGUGCUUCAUGUUAAAGACUCCGCUAACCCAGAAAUACUACCUCGGGUUAAGAACUUUGCUUCAGGAUGAGAACAGAAAUUGCACAGUGGCACAGUGGGAGAAGGGGCUCCAUUUCUCCUCCCGCAGCGCCUCUCCAGUGAAGAGAAGUCAGAACAGCAAGAGGGAUCACUACGCAGCGUUCCUCCCAUUGCCCUGAAGAGGCUUCGCGCGGCUAUCCCUGAAUCCAGAAGAGGGAUCGGUACGCACCGAUCCCUCUCGCUGUUCUGUCUUCUGGGAUAGCUGUGCAGCCUGCAUUCACUCCAUAAGACGCACACACAUUUUCCCUUACUUUUUAAGAGGGGAAAAGUGCAUCUUAUAGAGCGAAAAAUACGGUAUGUUGGAAGCUGCCCAGAGUGCCCAGUCAGAUGGGCAGGGUAUAAUUAGUAAAUUUUUCAUUAUGGAAUGGGGCAUCCCUAUUUUCAUCAGAGAAAUGUGGGAGGGCAUGGAAUCUGAAAUCAUGUUUCUGAAGUCCAUUAGCAGGGAGGACAGUCAGUCUGUGAAAUGCUUUAUAUUUUUGGCUGUGGCCCUUGCCAAAAGACCACGUCAUUUCUCCGAAAAGUCUGCACCUCUCCUUUGCCAGUGCUUUGCACUAAUUCCUGCCAGGCUGUGGAAGAGGAUGGAGGCAUGUUCUCAAUCAAAGGAUGGAGGCUUUGCAACAACUCAGUUUAGGAGUCAAAGGAACAAGACAGACAACCACACACUCAAGGUGCCAGUCCUCAUUAGACUCCCAAAAACAUGUUGCAAUAGCACCAGGAACAUUUGGGAACGCCAGGGUCCCAUUCUCUUCGCUUGGUGUUGUGCCAGGAAAUCGUCCUAGCAAAAGGAACCGCAUUUCUCCUGAGUAUUUUAUUUUUUAAAUAUAAAACCUGCUGCUGUUUGUAAAAUGAAAUUAAAACUCCACCUCCUGAUGAAACCUGCUUAAACUGCUGAGACAAAUAAAUGUUACACAAGACCCCCGGAGCAAGAUUUAAGGGUUUGAGGACACACUUUACAGGGUCUCUGUUCCCUUUUAGGAUAAUGAGGCACAGCAGAGACUGUGGUGUCUUUAUGAGACAAGGUUUUCUUUGUAUGUGUGCCUGGGCAUGCAAACAUGCUGCCUUUGUGUCAAAAUCCCUGAAGAGUGGAGUCCUCAUCUCCUUUUCCAAAGCUGAGCUUUCUGCCUCCAUCCACUGAGAUAAUGGAACAAGAAAUUCGGAGCAGGAAACGGGCAUGGUUGGGACCCUUCCACGGUUUAUUUCAAAUGCUAAAAAAACCCCACAGGUUACGAGGCAUUCAAAAGGAAAUACAGUGGUACCUCGGGUUACAGACGCUUCAGGUUACAGACGAUUCAGGUUACAGACUCCACUAACCCAGAAAUAGUACCUUGGGUUAAGAACUUUGCUUCAGGAUGAGAACAGAAAUCGUGCUCCGGCGGCGCAGCAGCAGCAGGAGGCCCCAUUAGCUAAAGUGGUACCCAGGUUAAAAACAGUUUCAGGUUAAGAACGGAACUCCAGAACAAAUUCAAUUCUUAACCCGAGGUAUCACUGUAUUAGUUUGGUUGAGGGUUGUAGCACCUUCAUUUUAGGCCCUGCAUUUUAGUCCUGCGUGAGUGUCUGGAGGCGGUUGGAGGAUGGAUGGUGGUGGACAGAUUGAGGUUGAAUCCUGAUGAGACAGAAGUACUGUUUUGGGGGGACAGGGGGCAGGCAGGUGUGGAGGACUCCCUGCUCCUGAAUGGGGUAACUGUGCCCCUGAAGGACCAGGUGCGCAGCUUGGGAGUCAUUAAUGCAUAAGCAACACAGCACUUGUUUCAAGUAAGAGAAGCAAAAUGAGCGCACCAAAAAGUGUCAGCCUUGUCAAUGUCAUGGGACAUCAGGGAGAAGAAUCAUAGUGAAUAAUCUCUCUCUCUUUGCUUUCAGGUUGAAUUCAGCAAUGAACAGCUUGAAGGUUAGUAACUUUUCUGUCUUUCACAAAUCCCCCUGUUCUCUGAAGCAAUGUUAACAGUUAUUCCAGAGAGAGAGAGAAAGAGAGAGAGAGAGAGAAUCAUAGAAUUGAAGAGAUGUUUGCUCCAUCUUCCAUGAGACAGCCUUUGCGAUAUUUCAAGAUGGCUCUCAUAUCUCUGCCUCUUCUCCAGGCUGAACAUACCCAAUUCCUUCAACCGUUCCUCAUCAGGCUUGGUUUCCAGACCCUUGACCAUCUUGGUCGCCCUCAUCUGCACACCUUCCAGCUUGUCAACAUCCUUCUUAAACUGAGGUGCCCAGAAUUAGACACAGUAUUCCAGGUGUGGUCUGACCAAGGCAGAAAAGAGUAGGACUAUGACUUUCCUUGAUCUUGAUCUGGAUCAGGGCCGGAUUUAGGUUUGAUGUGGCCCUAAGCUACUGACAGUAAUGGGGCCCUUUAUAUGUCCAGCUGUCCUUCAUCAACAGCAAAUUGUCACUGUGUUGACUAUAUGCUAUAUGGUAAUUUAUGGACCUGAUAGGUAUCUCAAGCCAUUUGCACAUGUUGUCUGCAACCAGGCCAUGCAGAAUGUAGGCACCCUAUAUAUAGAAAUGAGCAAACCAGUGAUAUUUUAGGGAGCAGAGUAGUAGUAGUAGUAGUAGUAAUAAUAAUAAUAAUAAUAAUAAUAAUAAUAAUAAUUUAUACCCCAUCCAUCUGGCUGGGUUUCCCCAGCCACUCUGGGUGGCUUCCAACAAAACACUAAAAUACAAUAACCUAUUAAACAAUAAAAGCUUCCCUAAACAGGGCUGCCUUCAGAUGUCUUCUAAAAGUUUGGUAGUUAUUUUUCUCUUUGACAUCUGUUGGGAGGGCGUUCCACAGGGUGGGUGCCACUACCGAGAAGGCCCUCUGCCUGGUUCCCUGUAACUUGGCUUCUCGUAGCAAGGGAACUGCCAGAAGGCCCUUGGCGCUGGACCUCAGUAUCCGGGCAGAACGAUGGAGGUGGAGACGCUCCUUCAGGUAUACUGGACCAAGGCCGUUUAGGGCUUUAAAGGUCAGCACCAACACUUUGAAUUGUGCUUGGAAAUGUACUGGGAGUCAAUGUAGAUCUUUCAAGACCAGUGUUAUGUGGCCCUGUGGCCGCUCCCAGUCACCAGUCUAGCUGCCACAUUGUGGAUUAGUUGUUGUUUCCAGGUCACCUUCACAGGUAGCCCCACGUAGAGCACAUUGCAGUAGUCCAAGCGAGAGAUAACCAGAGCAUGCACCACUCUGGUGAGACAGUACGCAGGCAGGGAGGGUCUCAGCCUGCGUACCAGAUGGAGCUGAUAAACAGCUGCCCUGGAUACAGAAUUUACCUCCAUGGACAGCUGUGAGUCCAUGCGGGGCCCAUGACUUGCAUCAUAGGAGCCUUGAUCAUCUUGGUCGCAUUUAAGUUUGCAAACCAGGGAAGCCCAAAGGGUUGGAUCAGCACCCCACUCUCUCAUGUGUUAAGCACAUUUACCACAUGGCAGCCCACCCCCGUUCUGUACAGCUUUCCUCCCCAGCGUUUGACAGCCCAAACAACAACCUCAUCUGUUUCCAUACGCUCUUUAGAUUAAAAUAUUUUGGCUCCCCCCCGCCGCCCCUUUGCAAAAUCUGGCAUGGCUGUGUCGCAAGGAUGCAGCGCCUCUUGAAAGACUCCUGUUUUCUUUCUCCUGCUUUCGGCUUGUUGCAAAGGCAGACCUUCCGUGGAGGAGAAGUCUCUCAAUGACCUAUAGGCAUGAAGGGUCUGGAAACGAAGCCUUAUGAGGAAUGGUUGAAGGAGCUGGGUAUGUUUAGCCUGGAAAAGAGGAGACUGAGAGGAGAUAUAUGAGAGCCAUCUUCAAAUAUCUCAAGGGCUGUGACAUGGAAGAUGGAGCAAGCUUGUUUUCUCCUGUUCUGGAGGGUAGAACUCGAACCCAUGGCUUCAAGUGACAAGGAAGGAGAUUCUGACGAAACAUCUGGGGAAAUUUUCUGAGCUGUUGGAAAAGUGAGAAAGACUCCCAUGAGAAGUUGUGGACUCUCCUUCCCUGGAGGUAUUAAAGCAGAUGUUGGAUGGCCAUCUCUCAUGGAUGCUUUAGCUGAGAUUUCAGCAUUGCAGAAGGUUGGACUAGAUCAGUGUUUCCCAACCUUGGGUCUCCAGCUGUUUUCGGACUACAAUUCCCAUCAUCCCUGACCACUGGUCUUGCUAGCUAGGGAUGAUGGGAGUUGUAGUCCAAAAACAGUUGAAGACCCAAGGUUGGGAAACACUGGACUAGAUGAUCCUUAGGCCCCUUCCAAUUCUAAGAUUCUAUGAUUUGCUGGAAGCCACGGGAAGGGAGAAGGAUCUUGAAUUCGUGUCCUGCUUGUGGGUUUCCCACAGGCCAAGGACCGCUUUAUUCCAGCAUCCUGUUCCCACAGUGGCCAAGCAGAUGCCUUUGGGGAACAUGCAAGAAGCAGGAUUUAAGCCGAAGAGCCACUCUUCCCUUCUGUGGCUUCCAACAACUGGUUGUUGUUGUAUAGUCGUUUUGUCAUGUCCAACUCUUCGUGUAAAUUCUGUUUCUAAAGGAGUUUUUGUAAUUGCCAAAUGCCAAUGUGUUUGCAUUAUUAAGUUUGUUAUGAAUAGAAAAUCAUUUUAAGUUAGAGCUUAAUAAUUAUUUCACUAUUAAUAUACUUCUUGCUGAGCAUUGGAUACAACCCAUCGUUUUGAAACCUUAAGAAAGCAAAAGCUUCUAGGCGAGACAAAUUGUAUAUGGUGACUAGUGGGGUGCCACAGGGUUCUGUCUUGGGCCCGGUCUUAUUCAACAUCUUUAUCAACGACUUGGAUGAUGGACUCAAGGGCAUCCUGAUCAAAUUUGCAGAUGACACCAAACUGGGAGGGGUGGCUAACACCCCAGAGGACAGGAUCACCCUUCAAAACGACCUUGACAGAUUAGAGAACUGGGCCAAAACAAACAAGAUGAAUUUUAACAGGGAAAUUGUAAAGUAGUGCACUUGGGCCAAAAAAAUGAGAGGCACAAAUACAAGAUGGGUGACACCUGGCUUGAGAGCAGUACAUGUGAAAAGGAUCUAGGAGUCUUGGUUGACCACAAACUUGACAUGAGCCAACAGUGUGACGCGGCAGCUAAAAAAGCCAAUGCAAUUCUGGGCUGCAUCAAUAGGUGUAUAGCAUCUAGAUCAAGGGAAGUAAUAGUGCCACUGUAUUCUGCUCUGGUCAGACCUCACCUGGAGUACUGUGUCCAGUUCUGGGCACCACAGUUCAAGAAGGACACUGACAAACUGGAACGUGUCCAGAGGAGGGCAACCAAAAUGGUCAAAGGCCUGGAAACGAUGCCUUAGGAGGAACGGCUAAGGGAGCUGGGCAUGUUUAGCCUGGAGAAGAGGAGGUUAAGGGGUGAUAUGAUAGCCAUGUUCAAAUAUAUAAAAGGAUGUCACAUAGAGGAGGGAGAAAGGUUGUUUUCUGCUGCUCCAGAGAAGCGGACACGGAGCAAUGGAUCCAAACUACAAGAAAGAAGAUUCCACCUAAACAUUAGGAAGAACUUCCUGACAGUAAGAGCUGUUCGACAGUGGAAUUUGCUGCCAAGGAGUGUGGUGGAGUCUCCUUCUUUGGAGGUCUUUAAGCAGAGGCUUGACAACCAUAUGUCAGGAGUGCUCUGAUGGUGUUUCCUGCUUGGCAGGGGGUUGGACUCGAUGGCCCUUGUGGUCUCUUCCAACUCUAUGAUUCUAUGAUUCUAUGGUCAUUGCUCUGGGGCUUCUGGGGGAUUUGACCCAGAUUGCCUUCCCGAAGCCUUUUCUCCUUCUUUUGGGAAGCCGUUCCCCAGAACCCCAUCCCACUAUCUGUGGUCAGCAAAGCCAGAGCUUUUUCUCAAUGGCUUCUCCAUGAACCCAGUGGAUCCUGCUGACAAGGAGUUUAGAUAAUGAUAGGCCCAAACGAAAGCAGAAGAAGAGGCUGAUAUUUUUAUUUUUCAUUAUUAUUCUUUUGAAAAGUUUCCAUGUUUGUUCAGCUGCCACAGAGUGGGAGCUGCUGCCGCUGCUGCCAUCAUGUUCCCUUGUUUAAAAAAUGAAAUAACAGGCCUUGCGUCUGGGAUUCUUUGCCGACAACAGGGUGGAAAUAGAACCUUUCAUUGGGCAAACUCUGCGAGGGAGGCUGCAUCAAAGAGUCUGGUGUUGCGAUUUCAGGGUCGAAAUGGCAAUUGUGGCGGGUAGAAAUCACAGAAUCGUUGAAUUGAAGAGUUGGAAGAGAUUCCAAGGGUUAUCUCAUUCAACCUCCUGCAAUUCAGGAAUCUCAGUUGAAGCAUCCAUGACAGAUGGCCACCUAACGUAUGCUUAAAAACCUCCCAUCCAGCCAAGCCGGAUAGACAAUAUUGAGCUGUAUGGUAUGGUUACCAGAUGUCCCCGUUUUCCUGGGGACAGUCCCCAGAUUUACAAAUCCGUCCCCGGACAAAAUCCAUCCCUGGAAUGUCCCCGGAUUUCAUUUAACGUCCCCGGAUUUGUAUUUUAAGUGUUGUAGAUUUAUUAGUGGGGACGUGGGUGGCGCUGUGGGUUAAACCACAGAGCCUAGGACUUGCUGAUCAGAAGGUCGGCGGUUCGAAUCCCCACGACGGGGUGAGCUCCCGUUGCUCGGUCCCAGCUCCUGCCAACCUAGCAGUUUGAAAGCACAUCAAAAGUGUAAGUAGAUAAAUAGGUACCACUCCGGCGGGAAGGUAAACAGAGUUUCUGUGCACUGCUCUGGUUCGCCAGAAGUGGCUUAGUCAUGCUGGCCACAUGACCCGGAAGCUGUACGCUGGCUCCCUUGGCCAAUGAAGCGAGAUGAGCGCCGCAACCCCAGAGUCGGCCACGACUGGACCUAAUGGUCAGGGGUCCCUUUACCUUUACCUAGUGUCCCAUUCAAGGGAAGUAAUAGUCCUGCUCUAUUCUGUCUUGGACACCUAGAGUCCUGAGCCCAAUUCUGGGCACCACAGUUUAAGAAGGCUAAGACAAGUGUGAUGACCAAGUGUGAUGGUCUGGGACUUGGGAUCGGACUUGGAACCAUACGAGACUCAGUCUGCACCGAAUCCUUUGCCUCAGGCAGCAUCUGAACCUAGUCUGGGGCCUGAUCCUGAAGAGUCCCAGUCUGCACAGGUUCCCCUGCAACAAACCCCAUCUGGGCCGAGUCAGGGGCCUGAGCCUGCCCUGGUUCCAGAUGUGGGGGUGACCUCGUUGCCUCCAGCUGGACCAUCACUUACAGCUGCUCCACUACCAGUUGGGUCAGGAGAGGCUGAGGCGGCCCCUGGGUCUAGUAACCCACCGACGUCUCCCGAGCUGCAGAGACUGAGGUCUGAGAGAAGGAGAGACCUGAGUACUUGCAGGAGGAGUGCUCGCCUUCGGGCAAGACAGGGAGGUGAGUCGCCGGGGGAUCAGGACCGGCUGUCUCCCCAACAAAGAUAAAAGCCUGUCGGACCCUGCCCCAGGUUGUGGGAGCAACAUUGCUGUAUGCCAGAACCUGCCUGAGAUCCGAUGCCUGUCCUUGCCUGGUUUCCUGCCUCGUGUCCUGCCUUGGCCCUGUUGGACUGACUCCUUGCGGAACCCUUGGAUUUGGGACCAGACCUGGACUGCGUUGCUCGGGUUACCCCCAGGCCCAGCACAUCAAGGGUCUGGAGAAUGAGCCUUAUGAGGAACAGCAGAGGGAUUUGGGUAUGUUUUGCCUGCAAAUGAGCGGACUGGAAGGAGAUGUGAUAGGCACCUUCAAAUAUCUCAAGGGCUGUCCCAUGGAAGAGGAUGCAAGCUUGCUUUCUCCUGCUCCUGGAGGGUAGGACUCGAACCCAUGGCUUCAAGUUACAAGAAAGGAGAUUCCGACUCAAGAUCAGAAAGAACUUUCUGGCAAUAAGAGCUGUUUGAUGGUGGAACGGACUCCUUUGCUCCUUUGGAAGGUGGCGGGCGCUCCUUCCUUGGGGGUUUUUAAGUAGAGGGUGGGUGGCCAUCAGUCAUGGAUGCUUCCAUUGAGAUUCCUGCAUUGCAGGGAGUUGGACUAAUUGAUCCCUAUCCUCCACCAGGGCCAGGGCCUUCUCGGUGGUGGCUCCAACCUGGUGGAAUGCUCUGUCCCAUGACACCAGGGCCUUGCAGGAUUUAACUUCCUUCCUCAGGACCUGUAAGACAGAGCUAUUCCGCCUGGCUUUCAGUUUGAACUUAGCCUGAUCUUUUGUUCCCCUUCCUUCCCUCCCCCUCCCCUUUUUAUGAAGAUCACCCGCUCUGGGAUCCCACAUCUAAUUCUCUGCUUGUCUCCUCGCUGGCCCAAAUAGGACUAAUUUAGUCAGCUAGCCCUGGCGAUCAUCUAAUGUUUAUUGGAUGGAUUUCCCCCCUAAAUUGAUUUUUAAAUUCUGAAUUUAUUGUUAUUCACGUUUUAUACUGUAUUUUAUGCUGGGUUUUUUUGUUGCAUCAAUUAAGUGUUUUAAAUUUGUUGUUAGCCACCCUGAGCCUGGUUUUCUGAACCGGGAAUGGCGGGGUAUAAAUUAUUAUUAUUAUUAUUAUUAUUAUUAUUAUUAUUAUUACGAUUCUACGAUUUGUCCCUGUUUCAAUUGGUGGCGGUGUCUGUUGUGCAUCAUUCUCCCACUGGUCCCUGACUGCUAUUCCUUUCUCUUUCUCGGAGCAGUCAGAUAGGUGAUCCCAGCCAACGGGGGUCUCGUAUUGAUCAGGAUUACAUCACAAAGGUGACCGUCAGGUCUUGCAGCAUGAUGACCUCAGUGGCAGCAAGGGAAGUCCAUUAAGUGCGAGAUUAAGCCAGGGCUGUGUGCAAAAUACUGUGGGAAACAUGUCGGGAAAGGAAGAAAAAUCAUUGCUGCCACACACACACUCUGCAAUUUAAGCCUUGUCUGUCAAGGUAUCAGGCAAAACGAUACGUUGCAUUUCAUCUCGGCUGAAAUGAAUUUGAAAUGCGUAUUUUGCAUGUGAAAAAAUAGACAGGAAAAGCAGAUGUCAAGCAGAUGCUUGCUGCACAGAUUUCAAGAAGCAAAACACAUCAAAAAAUAGAUCCAUAACACGCAUCGUGACGAGAGGGCCUGUCAAUUUUUGCUUUCAGUUCCUCAUUUUUUCCAGGCUAAGUUGAGUUCAUUGCAUUUCAUCAUUGAUUUCUGAUUUUUUUUUUACAAAGAGGUUUUCAUAAAAUUUUUAUCAGCAUCUUAGUUUGUACUUCUCCCAAUAUUCCUGCAUGCAGUUUUACCUAACGUACAAAGCUAUUCAAGCAAACAGUGAGUUUGGGCUUAUUUUCAUUAGUAUGUGCAUUUUAACGCACACUUUUCUCUAAUAAUAAUAAUAAUAAUAAUAAUAAUAAUAAUAAUAAUAUAUUUAUACCCCACCCAUCUGGCUGGGUUUCCCCAGCCACUCUGGGCGGCUUCCAACAGAAUAUUAAAAUACAAUAAUAAAAUAAUAUAUAUGCAUUUUUGCACACACAUUUUGCACACACGUUUUGGAUUGGAGAAUUGCAUCACAAAAUUUGGGAAAUGGCGGAUUUCAAAGGACAGCCCUGCUUCAGUUCACAAAUUUGUUCCCUCAGUGCAAACUGGCUUGGAGCUGUAGCCGUUUGGAAAGUGCCGGGUUGGGGAAGCUUAAAUUAGAGGCGAUUCAUAGACUGCCCCUUUGCACAAGCCAGGCGAUGGUUUACCAAAACAUACAAUUAAAGUAUAAAUCUGUAACAUAAUACCCCUCCAAACGAAAUUCAACGCACAGCAGUGCGUAGCAAUUGACGAAGAGCAGCAGCUGCAAGCUAAUCGUAUUUUGUUACAGGGCGUGUGAAUUAGGAUUUCUCCCCCAUCGCUAAACAGCAGUAGGCCAUAGAAUCAUAGAGUUGGAAGGGGACCCUGGCGAUCAUCUAGUCCAACCCCCUGCAAUGCAGGAAUAUACAUCUGUCCCUUAAAGGGAUUGAACAACCUUGGCAUUACCAGCACCACGCUCUAGGCAAGCUGUUAGAAUUAGCUCCGAGUCCUUUUGUUUCUCUACUCACCCACUCUUUCUGUCUUCACAAUAGCCCUGUGAGGUAGGUUAACCUUCGAAACAAAACAAACCCAACCGCCCUAUAAUGAACCCAAAGUUGUUCAGCGGGUUUUAUGGUGUGCUGAGAGAUGGCUCUACAAACAGCUUUGUUGUUGUUGUUGCUGUUGUUGCUUAGUUGUUUAGUCGUUUAGUCGUGUCUGACUCUUCGUGACCCCAUGGGCCAGAGCACGCCAGCCACUCCUGUCUUCCACUGCCUCCCACAGUUUGGUCAAACUCAUGCUGGUAGCUUCGAGAACACUGUCCAACCAUCUCGUCCUCUGUUGUCUCCUUCUCCUUCUGCCCUCCAUCUUUCCCAACAUCAGGGUCUUUUCCAGGGAGUCUUCUCUUCUCAUGAGGUGGCCAAAGUCUUGGAGCCUCAGCUUCAGGAUCUGUCCUUCCAGUGAGCGCUCAGGGCUGAUUUCCUUCAGAAUGGAGAGGUUUGAUCUUCUUGCAGUCCAUGGGACUCUCAAGAGUCUCCUCCAGCACCAGAAUUCAAAAGCAUCAAUUCUUCGGCUAUCAGCCUUCUUUAUGGUCCAGCUCUCGAACUGAGCGACCUUUUGGCUUUGGCCCAGCCGCUUCAUCAGCUCUGAAUCUACUUGUACUUGUCCUCCACUCUUCCUCAGUAGCAUGUUUGACGCCUUCCGACCUGAGGGGCUCAUCUUCCAGCGUCAUAACUUUUAUACGCCUGUUGUCUUUGUCCAUGGAGUUUUCUUGGCAGGGAUACUGGAGUGGCUUGCCGGUUCCUGCUCCAGGUGGAUCACGUUUGGUCAAAACUCUCCACUAUGACUUGUCCAUCUUGGGUGCCCUGCAUGGCAUAGUUCAUAGCUUCUCUGAGUUGUUCAAGCCCCUUCGCCACGACAAGGCAGUGAUCCAUGAAGGGGACAAACAGCUUAUAAAUACUAAUACAGUGGAUGCUCAGGUUGUGAACGUGAUGCGUGCGGGAAGUACAUUCGCAACCCACAGUGCCGUGUCUGCUCACGUGCGGGUUGCGAUUCAGCACUUCUGUGGAUGCGCAAAGUGCAAUUUAGCACUUCUGUGCAUGUGCAAGCACCGAAACCCAGAAGUAACCCAUUUCAGUACUUCCAGGUUCGGCACAGUGCGCAACCUGAAAUCAUGCAACCCGAAGUGUCUGUAACCCGAGGUAUGACUGUAGUAGUAGUAGUAGCAUUAACAACAACAACAAUAACAACAACAACAACUUUGGCAUUACAGUCAUACCUCAUUUACAGACGCUUCAGGUUACGUGUUUAAGGGUUGUGGACCGUGGGAAACCCAGAAGUACUGAAACGGGUUACUUCCGGCUUUUGCCGCUUGCGCAUGCGCAGAAGCGCCAAAUCGUGCCACCGCAGACGCGGCGCUUCAGGAUGCGAAUGCUGCAGGUUGUGGACGUGCCUCCGUCACGGAUUACAUCCGCAACCAGAGGUUCCACUGUAUCAGCACCAUGCUCUAACCAACUGGCAUACAAGGUCAGAAACCUCCAAUCCUGUAAGCCCAACCUAGAAUUGUGUCCAGGUUCCCAGAUGAUCUGCCCUCCGUACCACUUAGAAUCAUAGAAUCAUAGAGUUGGAAGAGACCACAAGGGCCAUCGAGUCCAACCCCCUGCCAAGCAGGAAACACCAUCAGAGCACUCCUGACAUAUGGUUGUCAAGCCUCUGCUUAAAGACCUCAGAGUGAAUAUGUGGCCUCUCAAAGACUUCUGCUAUGAAUCAGUCCCUGCAUUGAAAAAAGUAGCAUGGAAGCCAAAGGCUAGCUUGAAGUCUUUACUCUUAUGUGCUACAUUUCUAUGUGCGGUGAUUUUUGGGGGGGGGCAUUCAGAAAUGUUGUGGCAUGAAGUGAUAAAACCAAGACACAGACAGACCACCUCACUAGGUAAAGGUAAACGGACCCCUGGCCAUUAGGUCCAGUCGUGACUGACUCUGGGGUUGCGGCGCUCAUCUCGCUUUACUGGCUGAGGGAGCUGGCGUACAGCUUCCGGGUCAUGUGGCCAGCAUGACUAAGCCACUUCUGGCAAACCAGAGCAGCGCACGGAAACUCUGUUUACCUUCCCGCCGGAGCGGUACCUACUUAUCUACUUGCACUUUGUCGUGCUUUCAAACUGCUAGGUGGGCAGGAGCAGGGACCGAGCAACGGGAGCUCACCCCGUCGCGGGGAUUCAAACCGCCGACCUUCUGAUCGGCAAGUCCUAGGCUCUGUGGUUUAACCCACAGCGCCACCUCACUAGCCAUUAGCUAAUGAACCCUCAUUGCCACAGACGCCCAUAAUGCCUAUUUAAUUAUAGAGAUGUUAGAGACGAAGUGGGAUGUGCUUGUGGUGUUUUCAUUUUAUUUAUUUUUUUGCACUGAGGACUGCUGUCCUGCCCUGGAACGCCUCAGAGGUCAAUUUCUGACAUGGGUUUCUGAGCAAUUCCUGAUUUUUCCUAGCCUCCUGACCUGGUUCUUUCUCCGUUGCAGUUCCUCCAGGAUGUCCACAGGAGAUGGAAUGUAAACAUCUCUGAUAUCCAGAUCAACAGCGAAGUUCAUAAAAAAAUAAAAAUAAAAUAAAAACAAAACACAGGGGGUCAGGAUCCCUUGAAAAUAAUAAUGCUUAAUGAAGGCUUGUCUUUUUCAUAAACAACUUUUUCCACGAUCGCAUCCAUUCCUUGUUACCUUUCCCUUCCUUUCUUCUCUCCCACUUCUUCAACAAGCAUUUUGUGUGUUUCCCCUCUCCUAUACAGAAUUCAAGGAAGUCUUCAUGCUCUUUGACCGAACCCCGAAAGGGGAAGGGAAAAUCACGUACGCGCAGUGCGGAGACGUCUUGAGGGCUUGCGGGACAAAUCCCACCCAGGCGGAAGUUCUCAAAGUCCUCGGCCGGCCCAAACCUGAUGGUGAGAGACUUCUUGUCCUGUUUUCGUGACGGCAACUUCACCGGACAGGUUUCACUUCUCAGAUCUGUCUUAGGAGUGUUGGUGCCAAUGAGCUACAGGCUAUUGAGGAGGGGUCUCACUCUGACAUUUUAUUCCAUCACACACCAUCUAUGUAUAACACCGGUCUUGAAAGACCUACAUUGGCUCCCAGUACGUUUCUGAGCACAAUUCAAAGCGUUGGUGCUGACGCUGAAAGCCCUAAAUGGCCUUGGCCCAGUAUACCUGAAGGAGCGUCUCCACCCCCAUCGUUCUGCCCGGACACUGAGGUCCAGCUCUGAGGGCCUUCUGGCGGUUCCCUCCCUGAGAUGAGUGAGGUUACAGGGAACCAGGCAGAGGGCCUUCUCGGUGGUGGCGCCCGCCCUGUGGAACGCCCAGACACUGAGGCAUAGCUGUCAACUUUUUCCUUUUCUUGUGAGGAAUCCUAUUCGGAAUAAGGGAAUUUUCCUUAAAAAAAGGGAAAAGUUGACAGCUAUGCACUGAUGUCCAGCUCCGAGGGCCUUCUGGCGGUUCCCUCCCUGCGAGAAACCAAGUUACAAGGAACCAGGCAGAGGGCCUUCUCUGUGGUGGCACCCACCUUGUGGAACACCCUCCCACCAUAUGUCAAGGAAAUAAACAACUAUCUGACUUUUAGAAGACAUCUGAAGGCAGCCCUGUUUAGGGAAUUUUUUCAUGUUUGAUGUGUUAUCGUGUUUUUAAUUUUCUGUUAGGAGCUGCCCAAAGGGGUUGGGGAAACCCAGCCAGAUGGGUGGGGUAUAAAUAAUAAAAUAAGAUGGUGGUGGCGGCAGUGGUGAUGAUGUAGCCCUUACUGUGAUCUCAGAGCCUUCCUGUUAUAUUUUGGGUGUUCCCCUCGUUCCUUAUCGUUUGCAUCCUUAACUUGUAUUUGAAACCGAUGGCCAGCUCUAACCCGGUUUCCUGUUUGUCCAUCCUCAGAAAUGAACAACAAGAUGUUAGACUUCGACACCUUCCUGCCCAUGCUCCAGCACAUCUCCAAAGCCAAAGACACCGGGACCUACGAGGAUUUCGUGGAAGGCCUGCGGGUUUUCGACAAGGAAGGGAACGGCAAGGUCAUGGGAGCAGAACUUCGCCAUGUUUUGGCCACUCUGGGUAAGCGGAUCUAUAGUCCUACAACACAGCCCUCUAAGCCGAUUUUGCUGGAAUCGUAGACUCACAGAACUGUGGCUUUUGUUCUGUAUUUUUUAUCUUGUGAACUGCCUUGAGAUUUUCAGAUGAAGGGUGGUAUGUAGAUUUAAGAAAUAAAAUAAAUACAUAGUUGGAAGGAUCAUUAUCAUCAUUAAGAUUUACCUUAUUUUUCACCCUAUAGGAUGCACUUUUUCCCCUCCAAAAAUGAAGGGGAAAUGUGUGUGCGUCCUAUGGGGCGAAUACAGGCUUCAGGAAGCUCUGCUCAACCCUCGAGAGCCCGGCGUGAAGCCGUGCCGGGCUCCGGAGGGUUGCACGGAGCUGCCUGUAUUCCGAAGCCUCGGGCGCACUGAAGAGCGCGCCCGGGCUUCACGCAGCUCUCCGCAAGCCUGGGGAGACCAGCGCGGCUCCCUAGGCUUGCGGAUAGCAGGCUGUUCUGGGGGCUGGGGUCAAGCCUGUGCCUGGGGGGGAAAUAUUUUUUUUUCCGUUUAUUUCCCCCCCCCCCCAAAAAAACCUAGGUGCAUCCUAUGGGGCGGUGCGUCCUAUGGGGCGAAAAAUAUGGUAUAUACCGCCAUUCAACACAAGAUCUCAGAGCAGUUCACAAUGUAAACUAGCAGUGUACAUUUUGUGAUAUAUAUUGAUCUAAUCGUAACGUAUAACAAGCAUGUAAGGGUGUCGUCACGCUGAAGUUCACUUGGCCACAGACAGGUGGCGCUGUGAAUUACAGUGUAACGAUGGAGGGGCAGGACUGCCACAACACCUUCUCCACUUUGUUCCAACAUUUGAGAGGAGGGGGGGGUCACACGUCCCUCACCCACAUUGAAAGAUUAUGGAUUUGAUCAUGCAUAGGGAUGUGAGAAUCGGUCAAUUUUGAUUUCUCUCCCCCCCGCCCCAGUCUUCUGUUAAGUUCUCCACAUUUCCGUGUCAAUUUAUGGUUGACAUUUUCAAAGCCACCACAAAAAAACACACCAGCAAUUGGGUGCAAAAAUAUACACGCGUUCACGUGCAAUUUUUGCCGAAUUCGCACACUUUCGCAAAGUGUUUGUUCCCUAACAGAGUGCAUUUUUUGCAUGUUACUGUCUCCAAUAUAUAUAUUUUCAUGCACAAUUUAUUCCAGGAUAUGCCUUUCUUGUGAUCAUUAUGCAAGGCUCUCCUCGGUGUUGUUCAGACCCUGCCGUUGGUGCAGAAUGCUGCAGCGCAAUUGCUGACAGGAGAGAGACCCUGUAAGGCAUAUCCAGAUAUGUAGAAGGUUGCCAUGUGUCUUAAUCUGUGUGUGUGUGUGUGUGUAAAGGGACCCCUGACCAUUAGGUCCAGUCUUGACCGACUCUAGGGUUGUGGCGCUCAUCUCGCUUUAUUGGCUGAGGGAGCCGGCGUACAGCUUCCAGGUCAUGUGGCCACCAUGACUAAGCCGCUUCUGGUGAACCAGAGCAGCGCACGGAAACGCUGUUUACCUUCCCGCCGGAGUGGUACCUAUUUAUCUAGUUGCACUUUGACGUGCUUUCGAACUGCUAGGUUGGCAGGAGCCAGGACUGAGCAAUGGGAGCUCACCCCGUCAUGGGGAUUCGAACCGCCGACCUUCUGAUCGGCAAGUCCUAGGCUCUGUGGUUUAACCCACAGCGCCAGCCGCAUCCACACACACACACACACACACACACACACAUCAUUUUCAACCAUCAUUUAACAUAUUUUCUUAUCUUAUACAAUGUUUUGGACUUCCAUCGGCCACCUCUGAAGAUUUUUCAAUCUUUAUCACUUUAUCUACAUUUCUUAAUUUUUCUAUUACUUUUAAUCGUCCUCAACUAAUAACUCUCCUCAUAAUCUUCUCUGCAAUAUUUCGCACAGUCCCCCUUACAAAACGUCUUGCAGUCCUACUAGCGUAACCUGUUUAUUGCAAUUGCUUUUCAAAUAGUUCAAAUAUUUACUCCAGUCCUCCAAGAAUCUCUGGUCCUGCAAAGGGGAUAUUUAAUUUGGCACAUCUCCCCUGAGAAUCUUCUGCUAUUCUAUUCUAUUCUAUUUAAUGCAACAACUAUUCUAUUCUAUUUAAUGCAACAACUAUUCUAUUCUAUUUAAUGCAACAACUAUUCUAUUCUAUUUAAUGCAACAAAUAAUUUUAGUAGCCGUGACUGCGGUUUUAUUGUAUGUCUGUGCCUGAUUAUUUUUAUGGUUAUUGUUAUUGUUUUUUCCCUUCCCCCCUUUUUGUUCUCCUUCUGAAUAAUGCCAUGGCCUACUGCUAGUGCAAUAAAAAGUUUAAUUGGUUAAAAAUAAAAUAUAUGCAAACAGCUCUCUGUGCAGUCUUGAGGGCUAGAAAAACUUGUCCUUCAUUUCCCUUUUCUUUGCAAAAAAUGAAGUUAUUGGGAUAAGGAAUUCUCCAGCCGGAUGCUGUGAUCAAAGUCGAGCGGGGCGAAUGAUGACUUCAGGGUUUCUGAAUUUUCCGGCUUUGUUUCUGCUUGGAGAUCACAGUUAAUCUUGAGGGACCAAAGACUGUGAGCUGGAAGAUGUUGCUCUAAGCACUCUGAAAUUCCUCAUUUUGAUUGAAGAGGGAAUGCCAUGGUAGACAGUCAGAGAAAAAGUCUCUGAGCCAUUUUGACACCCAUCCUUCCUUUCAUGAUGUUUCUCUUCAAAUCCUUUUUCUACUGCCUUAAACAUAAUACUGAUUUCUGUAACAUACAUAUUACAUUCCUUUAUCUAUUUAAAAAUUAUUUAUACUUUUCAGGUUUCUACAUUUCACUGAUUUUACAAUCCUUUUUGACAUUUCAAAACUUGACUUCCUCCCCUCUCUAAAUUUAUUUUUAAUAUCUUCUGCAUAUCCAAAUUAACUUAAUUUGCUCAUUUAUUCAUCUACUUUAAAUAUGUACUUUAAACAUAUUACCAUAAUCAUGCCAAUGUUCUUAUCUGUUUACAAUUCAUCUGUAAAUAUUCAACAAACCAUUUCCAUUCUUUUAUUAAAAGUUUGUUAUCCUGAUUUCUUAUUCUUCCGGUAAGUUUCGCCAUUUCUGUAUAUUCCACAAGUUUUUGCAUCCAUUCCUCCUUUGCUGGGACUUCUGCUUCUUUCCAUAUUACAUUCCUUUAUCAUUCUCAUUCCUUUGUUUAUAUUUCCCUUCCUGCCUGCAAUUUCAUUUGACUAUAAUAUUAUCUCCAAAAAGGAUCUCCGCUCUUCCACAAACAUUUUAUCUUGUCUCUUGUUUUUGCUGUUAAUUUCACCAUCUCAAUAUAGUCCAAUGGUUUUAAAAGUCCACUCCUUUCUUGUUGGAACAACAACUUCUUUCCAUUUCUGGGCAUAUAGAAUUCUGGCUGCAGACAUACCGUAAUAUGCAGAUACAUUUUAACCAAUUUUUUUGGCCUGACUUGGCCAAAACUGGAAUCUUGCCCCCCCAAAUCAGUUAGUGAUUCGAGCUUUGACCGAAUCACAUAGCCUUACUUGUAAUUUCCUUUGGGCUCUUAACCCUGAAAAUUUGAGUAUUUAAUUAAUUUAAUCUUUUUUUCUGUUCCAGGUGAAAGGCUGACAGAGGAGGAGGUCGAUAAGCUAAUGGCCGGCCAGGAAGACUCCAAUGGUUGCAUCAGCUACGAAGGUACAGUGGUGCCUUGGUUCUCAAACUUAACCCGUUCCAGAAGUCUGUUCCAAAACCAAAACGUUCCAAAACGAAGGCGCAUUUUCCCAUAGAAAGUAAUGCAAAACGGAUUAAUCCAUUCCAGACUUUUAAAAACCACCCCUAAAACAGGGGUGGUUUUUAUGAAUUUUACUAUCUAACGAGACCACUGAUCCAUAAAAUGAAAGCAACAAUCAAUGUACUGUACUAUAAAAUAAGACAGAAUUGUAGAUGAUAAAAAUUAAAACUAAUUUUUUUUUCUUACCUAAACUGUUGAUAGUCAUUGUUUGGAUGGGGGGCUUUUAUCCAUUUCUGCAGUCACACAAUCAAUCAAUCGGUAGCUGAGCACAGUCACAAAAACAAAUUAACUGAAAAGGCCUCAAAAACAAAAACACAAAAUAAAUAACCCUUAUAGCACAGACUUAAGGUGGACUUUGGGAAGGAGGUGUGAGGCUCUGGCAGGGUCCUAGAGCCUUCCUACCUCUUUCCCAAAGCCUGGUAAGCGCUUGCCAAGUUUUGGGAAGGAGGAAGGAGAAGAAGAAGGGUUUGGAUUUGAUAUCCCGCUUUAUCACUACCCGAAGGAGUCUCAAAGCGGCUAACAUUCUCCUUUCCCUUCCUCCCCCACAACAAACACUCUGUGAGGUGAGUGGGGCUGAGAGACUUCAGAGAAGUGUGACUAGCCCAAGGUCACCCAGCAGCUGUAUGUGGAGGAGCAGGGACGUGAACCCAGUUCACCAGAUUACGAGUCUACCGCUCUUAACCACUACACCACACUGGCUCUCACACUGGCUAUCUUGUCAGAGUCCUCAUGCCUCCUUCCCAAAGCCGGAUAAGCGCUUCCUGGGCUUUGAGAAGCUGCCCUCCUUGGCUUUGCACCCGGUGCAACCACAACUGCUGUUCGCACUGCCCUAAACCCACCUCUGAGCUCAACGUGCUUCUCCUUUUACGCCAUUUUACCCUCAUAACAUGCCUGCGAGGUAGGCUAGUCCAGGAGACAGAGCAGCCUUUCUCGGAAUGAAGGUGCUCCCAGUUAAGGUUUCCACCCCAAUCACUUCUGUGCCUUGCAACCCGAUCUCGCAACCACUGUGCUUUUCAUGUAGGUACCUUAUCUGCUCUACGUGACCUUGGACUGAUAGGCUGGACACUUUCCAGUUAGCUCUCUCUUCCAGUUAUUCUUCACUUUGCUGUUCACCCCCCAGUUUGUCUCUGUGGGAAUGUUCAGGGAGGCAGGAGAGGAUAUAUUGUUUAUUAAUAUCCUUCCUAACUUACGCUAGCAAGUUCCUUUACUUAGCAGAGUUUUAUAUUCCCCUUUUAAACGCACAGAGGGUAGCUGGUUGCAGGCUUCUGUAAGCCUCUCACUAUCAUACGAAUUGUAUGUUCCUGGUAAGUCCCCUUAUAUCCCUCUUCAAAGAAUAAAGAUGCCACAAUCUUAUGUAAAGUCAAUAAAAGAAGUUUACUUACAACAUCAGUUCACAGAUGGAUCCCUGAAGGCAGACUUACUUACUUAGUAUAUACAUGUGGAGCUAUCCCAUAGGGCAGUGGUUCUCAACCUGUGGGUCCCCAGAUGUUGUUGGACUACAACUCCCAUCAUCCCUGAGCUCUGGCCUUGCUAGCUAGGGGUGAUGGGAGUUGUAGUUCAACAACAUCUGGGGACCCGCAGGUUGAGAAAGGCUGCCAUAUGGGGAUAAUCCCAGUGUCCUCUGUUGGCUGGAAGCUAACAGAGUGUCUCUAGCUAAAAAGCUGCUCCGACGAUGGAGGAAGUCAAAGAGAGAGAGAGAGUGCUACAUGCCCUGUCCUUUUGUUACCUGGACAGGUGAGGUCACGCCCACCUCUAGUCACAUGCAAAGGAAGUAUGCCCCAGCCAGGAGGAAACAGGAAGUUUUCGACUGGCUGGAACAAACAUUCCCCUGCAUGUCCACUCUAGGAAAACAAGGAAUGUUGUACUUGACUGCUACUUAUGUAUCACAUCCCACAGUCUCAACUUUUGCCUUCAGAACUAUGCCCCUCUGCAAACCGCUGCUCCAUAUCUAUACUGCUCCAUUGUUCCUGGGCAACUUCAGGAUUCUGGUCAGGAGCAGCGGGAGGGAGACGUUCCCACCAUUACUCAUCAGAGCAGUACUCCUCAGCCUGGUCUUUGACACCCAGUGAGAUUCAUGACUGAGUCAGGAUUCAGACCCUCAUAUCCCAAGCUCUAGCCCAACACUCUAACCAUUAUACAACACCACCUCUGAGACAGUAAUGACUCUCUUCCUUUUUCCCCCCAGCGUUUGUGAAGCAUAUCAUGGCAAGUUGAAUGGCAGGUAAGCAGAACAAGGUCAUCAUUCUUUUGUUUUUGAAACCCCACCCCACCCACCACCCCAGAUACGAUAAGAAAAUGUUUAUUGUCAUUGUCCCAUACAGAACAACAAAAUUGAAAAAUCUACAUCAGACAUUCAAAAACCAACAAUCCUGCUAUCCCAGCCUAGUUAGCCCCCUAAAAACUCUGAUACCCCAUAAUUAAAUACAAUAUACUCACAUAGAGACUACCUUACACUGCGUAUAAAACCAAAAUUGCAUUUGGAUAGAAACUGUUUCUCAGGCGGCUAGUCCUAGUCUUUAUAACCCUGGACCUUCUUCCAGAAGGCAGAAGCUGAAAGAGAUCUUCAAUAGAUCGAUCCAUAUACAGCAAAAGGGUGAGGAAACUGUGAUUCUCCAGAUGUUGUGAAGUGAUGGGAGUUGGCUUGCAUCUAGAACAUCUGGAGAGCUACAGUUAUUCACAAAAGGUUGGUUUUGGGAUGAAUGGGACUAUAUUUAUGUAGCUUUCCAUUAUUAGAUAAUUUCAGUGAAGGGCCCUUGCUGAUUAUCCAAAAUGAAGGGCUUUAUUUGACAAGAUGGAAUUGGUGCAGAGGAAGAAGACCAAGAUGAUCAAGGGUCUGGAAACCAAAACUUUUGAGGAAUGGUUGAGAGAGAUGGGUAUGUGUAGCCUGGAGAAGAGGAGAUAUGAAAGGCCAUCUUCCAAUAUCUGGAAGGGCUGUCCAUGGAAGAUGGAGCAAGCUUGCUUUCUGCUGCUCCUGAGGGUAGGAACCAAACCAACUGAGUCAAACGACAAGAAUCAAGUGGUUUGGGUUUCAAGUACGCAUUGGGAGGAACUUCCUGAUGGUAAGAACUGUUCAACAGCAGAACAGAUUUCCUUGGAAGGUGGUGGACUCUCCUUCCUUGGAGAUUUUUCAAUGGAGGUUGGAUAAUUAAUAAUAAUAAUAAUAAUAAUAAUAAUAAUAAUAAUAAUAAUAAUUUAUUAUUUAUACUCUACCCAUCUGGCUAGGUUUCCCCAACCACUCUGGGUGGCUUCCAACAGACUAUUAAAAUACCAUAGUCUAUUAAACAUUAAAAGCUUCCCUAAACAGGGCUGCCUUCAGAUGUCUUCUAAAAGUCUGGUAGUUGUUUUUCUCUUUGACAUCUGAUGGAAGGGCGUUCCACAGGGUGGGCACCACUACUGAGAAGACCCUCUGCCUGCUUCCCUGUAACUUGGCUUCUCGCAGUGAGGGAACUGCCAGAAGGCCCUCGGAGCUGGACCUCAGUGUCUGGGCAGAACGAUGGGGGUGGAGACUUUCCUUCAGGCAUACUGGGCUGAGGCCGUUUAGGGCUUUAAAGGUCAGCACCAUCACUUUGAAUUGUGCUCAGAAACGUACUGGGAGCCACUGUAGGUCUUUCAGGACCGGCAGCCACUCCCAGUUACCAGUCUAGCUGCCGCAUUCUGGAUUAGUUGUAGUUUCCUGGUCACCUUCAAAGGUAGCCCCAUGUAGAGCGCAUUGCAGUAGUCCAAGCGGGAGAUAACCAGAGCAUGCACCACUCUGGCGAGACAGUCCACAGGCAGGUAGGGUCUCAUCCUGCAUACCAGAUGGAGCUGGUAGACAACUGCCCUGGACACAGCACUGACCUGCGUCUCCAUGAACAGCUGUGAGUCCAAAAUGGCUCCCAGGCUGUGCACCAGGUCCUUCAGCGGCACAGUCACCCCACUCAGGACCAGGGAGUCCUCCACAUAAUCUGUCACGGAUUCUUGAGCUGUGAUGCCUGCAUUGCAGGGGGUUGGACUACAUGACCCUGUACCCCUCGAAGAGCUGCCAUUCUCAGAGUGGUUUAACUAUCAAUCCCUGUUCCUAGGGAACUCUGGGAAUUGUGGCUUUGGGCAGAGAAUUGUUGUUGUUGUUGUUUAGUUGUGUCCGACUCUUCGUGACCCCAUGGACCAGAGCACGCCAGGCACUCCUGUCCUCCACUGCCUCCCGCAGUUUGGUCAAACUCAUGCUGGUAGCUUCAAGAACACUGUCCAACCAUCUCGUCCUCUGCCGUCCCCUUCUCCUUGUGCCCUCCAUCUUUCCCAGCAUCAGGGUCUUUUCCAGGGAGUCUUCUCUUCUCCUGAGGUGGCCAAAGUCUUGGAGCCUCAGCUUCAGGAUCUGUCCUUCCAGUGAGCACUCAGGGCUGAUUUCCUUCAGAAUGGAGAGGUUUGAUCUUCUUGCAGUCCAUGGGACUCUCAAGAGUCUCCUCCAGAACCAUAGUUCAAAAGCAUCCAUUCUUCGGCGAUCAGCCUUCUUUAUGGUCCAGCUCUCACUUCCAUACAUCACUACGGGGAAAACCUUAGCUUUAACUAUACGGACCUUUGUCGGCAAGGUGAUGUCUCUGCUUUUAAGGAAGGAUGUCUAGGUUUGUCACUGUGGGCAGAGAAUAGGGACCUCCAAACAACUCUCAGCCCCCUGAACAAACUACAGCUCCCAGGAUUCUUUGGGGCAAACGAGAGCUGUUUAAAGUGGUAUCCUAUAGCCUUAAAUGUAGAACGCAGCCGAUUUUGCCAUUGCAAAGGAGCUCCGAUCAGCUCUUCCACAGUCACUGAGUCCAUAUUUCUUCCUGGAAGAAAAACACACACAGAACAGCAACAGAAACAUCUGAUUUCUCAGAACCUCUGCUGAUCUCUUUUAGGCUCUUUGGUGGGGGUGACCUAGGAUGCAACCACAACUUUGUGGGCAAAGGGGGAAAAAACAAUCUGUGUGUCUUAGAUAAAUUAGAAAACAAUCCAAACUCUGUACUAUCAGUUCCUGUUUUCCCGCUGCUCUGGUUUAUUUAUCUGUCGUUGCCUCCUGAUCUUGUUUGCUCAGGGAGAUCUGAAAUUAUCCCAGCUUGUGGGGCCGAAGCUCUUUAAAACAUGGGUUUUCAUCCGGUCAGCAAAACCCCAGGGAGAGAGCAAACCAGAGGAGAAGAUAAAGUCAGGAUGCUGAGUUCGAGUGAAUGGCAAGGAGAAAGAGGACAGAGGACAGUUUUCUUCCCUCUCUUCUCAAGGGCAUGGAACGCAGCUGAGAGCUGGAAGAUUUGGGCAGAUAAACGAUGGACUUAUUCACGUACCACAGAGUUAAGCUAUGGAACUCUCACAGGAGUCAGGGACAGCCGCCAAUGUGGGUGGCUUUAACAGAGGAUUGGGCAAAUUUGUGGAGGAAGAGAGAAGGGCCACCGAUGACUUGUAGCCAGGAGGGCUAUGCUGAGAUUUCACAGAGCCAGGAAAUCCUUCUGAAUUCCUCAGUGUGGACUGAGACCCCCCCUGGUUCCGAGUCUGAGCCCGAGUCCCAGGGCAUCACACUGAUGUUCUUAGACUCUUUGCCCUGCAAUAGCUAAUCCAUCGUCAAAGCAUAUUCUUAGAUGAGUGACUAGUGGGGUGCCACAGGGUUCUGUCUUGGGCCCGGUCUUAUUCAACAUCUUUAUCAACGACUUGGAUGAUGGACUCAAGGGCAUCCUGAUCAAAUUUGCAGAUGACACCAAACUGGGAGGGGUGGCUAACACCCCAGAGGACAGGAUCACACUUCAAAAUGACCUUGACAGAUUAGAGAACUGGGCCAAAACAAACAAGAUGAAUUUUAACAGGGAGAAAUGUAAAGUAUUGCACUUGGGCAAAAAAAAUGAGAGGCACAAAUACAAGAUGGGUGACACCUGGCUUGAGAGCAGUACAUGUGAAAAGGAUCUAGGAGUCUUGGUUGACCACAAACUUGACAUGAGCCAACAGUGUGACACGGCAGCUAAAUAGCCAAUGCAAUUCUGGGCUGCAUCAAUAGGAGUAUAGCAUCUAGAUCAAGGGAAGUAAUAGUGCCACUGUAUUCUGCUCUGGUCAGACCUCACCUGGAGUACUGUGUCCAGUUCUGGGCACCACAGUUCAAGAAGGACACUGACAAACUGGAACGUGUCCAGAGGAGGGCAACCAAAAUGGUCAAAGGCCUGGAAACGAUGCCUUAGGAGGAACGGCUAAGGGAGCUGGGCAUGUUUAGCCUGGAGAAGAGGAGGUUAAGGGGUGAUAUGAUAGCCAUGUUCAAAUAUAUAAAAGGAUGUCACAUAGAGGAGGGAGAAAGGUUGUUUUCUGCUGCUCCAGAGAAGCGGACACGGAGCAAUGGAUCCAAACUACAAGAAAGAAGAUUCCACCUAAACAUUAGGAAGAACUUCCUGACAGUAAGAGCUGUUUGACAGUGGAAUUUGCUGCCAAGGAGUGUGGUGGAGUCUCCUUCUUUGGAGGUCUUUAAGCAGAGGCUUGACAACCAUAUGUCAGGAGUGCUCUGAUGGUGUUUCCUGCUUGGCAGGGGGUUGGACUCGAUGGCCCUUGUGGUCUCUUCCAACUCUGAUUCUAUGAUUCUUUUCUGUUUGUAUCAGCUUCCCUGUCUCAACCCCCCACCUUCCCUGGGAUGGAUGUGGGGGGAGAAAUUUGGUUCUGUUCACACCUGAAGGCACACCUACCUCCUCGAAAACAAUACACAAACCAUAAACUAAAAAAAAAAAAAAAGCACUUCCCUGAAUUUUGCAAGGUUCUUUUCUGGCUAAGGAACACCUACCCCCAAAAAAUGUCUAUACAGUGGUACCUCGGGUUACAGACGCUUCAGGUUACAGACUCCGCUAACCCAGAAAUAGUACCUCGGGUUAAGAACUUUGCAUCAGGAUGAGAACAGAAAUCGGGCUCUGGCGGCGCAGCAGCAGCAGCAGCAGGCCCCAUUAGCUAAAGUGGUGCUUCAGGUUAAGAACAGUUUCAGGUUAAGAACGGACCUCCGGAAUGAAUUAAGUACUUAACCCGAGGUACCACUGUACUAGGGUAAUGCAUGCAGAAGAAGAUACAAAAUGCAUCACCAAUUGGGGCGAUUUGCUGGCAAGAUGUGUACUCUGGACAAGAUGGAUUAUAAGAAUGUGUGCAUAAGGAGAAAAUUGCUGCAUGAUGCUGAACUGAAAAUUACUCAAAAGGACUUUUUUUAAAAAAAAUCGGAAACUGAUGUGGAAAUUUGGACUGAACCUAAGGCUGGAAAAAUAAGGAGCAGAAAGAAAACGAAAAUGUUUUCCCUCGUCCUUCCUUCUUUUCCUUUCAUCACAGCAAAUUACUGUAUUAUUCUGAUCUUCCUUUUGGAAGUACGUGAUAGAGACCAGAAAAAAUUGUUUGGUCUGCUUUCCACAGUGGACCAAUCAGAUUUGAGGCUUCCAAACUUGCUCAAGACCCUGUGAGAUGCACAUUUCUCUGGAUUUGCUGAAGCAGCAUUUAAUGAAGCAGUUGGUAGUGUGCAAAAGAUGAACACAGAAAAUAUAUACCGGUAUUUUAUGUUAAAAUCUAAUAGAAAAAAGUAUGAAAGAGUUGAAAAGCACCGAAGGAUUCUUAUUUUACAUUUUUAGAAAUGUGUAGUUUACAUUGCAAACGAGCACAUUUUAAAUGUGUGCACAACUUUUGCAUGCGCACAUCUUUUUUUAAAAAUAAAUAAAUCGCAGAAUCUGCACGCAAAGCAACAGAUCUGCAACUGAGCUCCAGUGAAAUGAAACAGGACAGAAUUGGCUACUCUGUCCAUCUCUAAUAUAUGGACUCCACAGAGUAGACCACAGCAAGUAAUUUGUGAAGGAACCUGCUGGAUCCCUGUACACUCUCUGUGGAUCUUUACAGUCCAUCCUGCCUUGUGAGUUGAGUCGCUCAGACAGACUCACUUAUGGUGUACCUUGGUUCUCAAACUUAGUUCAUUCCAGAAGUCCGUUCCAAAACCAAAGCGUUUCAAAACCAAGGCGUGCUUUCCCAUAGAAAGUAAUGCAAAACAGAUUAAUCUGUUCCAGAUUUUUUAAAGCAACCCCUAAAAGAGCAAUUUACUAUAAAAUAAAUAAGACAGUAGAUGAUAAAAAUUAAAUUUAUUAUUAUUUUCUUAGCUGCACUGAUGAUAGUCCUUGUUUGGAUGGGGGGCUUUGAUCCAUUUCCACAGUCACACAAUCAAUCAAUCAAUCAAUCAAUCAAUCAAUCAGUAGCUGAACUGGGUUCCACACAGUCACAAAAACAAAUUAACUGAAAAAGCCUCAAAAACAAAAACGCAAAAUAAACAGCAAUAACAAAAGUGCCAAAUACAGUGAUACUUUGGUUCUUGAACUUAAUCCAUUCCUGAAGUCCGUUUGACUUCCGAAAUGUUCGAAAACCAAGGCAGGGCUUGUGAUUGGUGCAGGUGUCCUGGAAACAAUAGCCGACAGCCACAUCGGACGUUCGGGUUCCGAAAAACGUUCGAAAACCGGAACACUUACUUCUGGGUUUUAGACAUUUGGGAACCAAGGCGUUUGAGAACCAAGGUACCACUGUAUUAAGGAAAAUACGGGGGACUUCCUGAUGUGGGCGGUUCCUCAAUUAUUAUUUUUUUAAAAAAAUGUUGCUUUGGGGAAUAAUAAUAAUAAUAAUAAUAAUAAUAAUAAUAAUAAUUUAUUAUUUGUACCCCGCCCAUCUGGCUGGGUUUCCCCAGCCACUCUGGGCAGCUUCUAAUAAAAGAUUAAAAAUACAUUAAAACAUCAGUCAUUAAAAACUUCCCUAAACAGGGCUGCCUUCAGAGGUCUUCUAAAAGUCUGGUAGUUGUUCUUCUCUUUGACAUCUGGCGGGAGGGCGUUCCACAGGGCGGGUGCCACCACCGAGAAGGCCCUCUGCCUGGUUCCCUGUAACCUUACUUCUCGCAGGGAGGGAACUGCCAGAAGGCCCUCAGCACUGGACCUCAGUGUCCGGGCAGAACGAUGGGGGUGGAGACGCUCUUUCAGGUACACUCGACCGAGGCCGUUUAGGGCUUUCAAGGUCAGCACCAACACUUUGAAUUGUGCUCGGAAACGUACUGGGAGCCAAUGUAGGUCUUUCAGGAGCAGUGUUAUGUGGUUUUGGCAGCCACCCCCAGUCACCAGUCUAGCUGCCGCAUUCUGGAUUAGUUGCAGUUUCCAGGUCACCUUCAAAGGUAGCCCCACAUAGAGCGCAUGGCAGUAGUCCAAGCGGGAGAUAACUAGAGCAUGCACCACUCUGGCGAGACAGUCCACAGGCAGGUAGGGUCUCAUCCUGUGUACCAGAUGGAGCUGGUAAACAGCUGCCCUGGACACAGAAUGGAUCUGCGCCUCCAUGGACAGCUGUGAGUCCAAAAUAGGAAGCUCCCAAGCAGGGCAUAAAGAAAACAGAUUGCCAAUCCCAGCAGCUAGUACCAAGAGAGAUACACUGCCCCUGAAUAUGGAAGCUCUGCUAAUUGGUAGCUGCCUCCUUAAAAGGUAAAGGGACCCCUGACCAUUAGGUCCAGUCAUGGACGACUCUGGGGUUGCGGCACUCAUCUCGCUUUCUUGGCCGAGGGAGCCAGGUCAUGUGGCCAGCAUGACUAAGCCGCUACUGGCGAACCAGAGCAGCGCACGGAAAUGCUGUUUACCUUCCCGCCGGAGCAGUAUCUAUUUAUCUACUUGCACUUUUGACGUGCUUUCGAACUGCUAGGUUGGCAGGAGAAGGGACCGAGCAACGGGAGCUCACCCCGUCACGGGGAUUCGAACUGCCGACCUUCUGACCGGCAAGUCCUAGGCUCUGUGGUUUAACCCACAGCGCCACCCGCAUCCCGGUAAGCCUAUCUAAAACCAUCCAAGCCCCCAUCUCGCCGGGCAGCAGCAAAACCCACCACGUGGAAACCUUUGCUCCUUCCUUAUCCCAGAGCUUGUGAGUCACUCUCCGUCUCUUCCGAUACCUUUUCCCAUGUGGGAUGUUGUUUAAUUCUCAGCCCACACACAGAGCAACCUCCUUUGCUGGCUCCUUUUCUUGCACAGGCUGCGAAAUCUCGAUAAUCUGGAGCAAUUUGUUACAUCCGGCCGCGGCUUAUUUUUUUGACCUCCGGGGGUCAAGUACUUGCCUGGCUCGCGGCCCGUUCUUGUCAGAUAACUUACAGCUCCUAUAUAGGCACUUUUCCCAGAUUCCUUCUUCUGCGACUUCUUGCCUUGAGUAAUUCAGCGAAGUUGUAGCCAACGUUGCCCAUUGCAUCUAUAUCUAUACCUAUAUCAUCUAUAUCUAUAUCAUCUAUAUCUAUAUCAUCUAUAUCUAUAUCUAUAUCUAUCUCCCUCGGUGGUUUGAUAUCUUUUUCCCCCAAUUUUUUUUUAUUGAUUUUCCACAUUUAUAACAAAUAUAAGAAAAACACAAAACAAAACAUCUUACAAUACUAAAAGAAAAAAGAAAAAAAGCAGUCAUUACUUUCAAAAUCCAAGUUAACUUUCACUGUAGUCUGACUUCCUCGAUUCCACCCCUAACUCAAUUUCAUUGUAACACCUUUUUAACAGGUCUCCAAAAUCCUCUUUCUAAUACAAUUAACUCCUCUUCAACUAACUAUCUUCAUCUCUUUUCUUUUUGACUUAAAUCCAUAUUACUCUACAACAUUAUUAUUCUAAUCCUAGGCCUAUCAGAUACUUUCAAGUAUCUUCUAAUUAUCUUAUAUUACAAUAUUUAGCUAAAUAGUCUUUAAAUUUCUUCCAGUCUUCUUGGUCUCCUCUUCUUUCUGAUUCUCCCAGUCAGUUCAGCCAGCUCCAAAAACUCCAACAUCUUCAACUGCCAUUCUUCUACCCUUGGUAUUUCUUGGGAUUUCCAUUUUUUUGCUAAUAGCAGUCUUGCCGCUGUAGUGGCGUACAAAAAUAAUCUAACAUCUUUUUUGGGCAAUUCUAAUCCUUUUUGGGGGUUUGAUAUCUUGAAGUGUAUCGGGAUCUUUACAGUAGCAAUUUAUUCUGAGUCAGUUCUUAAAGUUCCCAUACUUUUUUGGGGGGUCCCACUGCCCCCCUUGUUCCAUAAAUUCAUCCCCAGCACCCCCUGACCUACCCUAUAAAAAGCAUUAUUCAGAAGAGCGGUUUGCAUGACCCACAAAGGAAGAUAACAACACGAUAAAAUUCAAAGCAGAAACAAUUAAUGGCACAUUGAGUUGAGUUUUUUUGCUUAUCUGCAAAUCUAUAUAUAGCAAUGGACAGAUCAAUACGGGCAGAAUAUUCCCCCCCCCAAAAAAAAACAACUUCAGCUGGCUGCAUUUCCACAGAAUUUGCAAAUCUUCCUUUCCAAACAGAUUGCAGAGAAAGCCACGGGCCUUUACAUGCACAUUUCCCUUGCAUGGGAAUUAUUGUAAAUAAUUUUGCCCGGCAUUCACAUUCCUGCAUGCAAUCUUGCACUUACUUUUUUAUUUUUCACUAAUAUUUGCAGUUUUGUGGACACUUUUUUUUUUUUGGCUGUGGAAGAACUGCACCACGAGAUUCAAUUAAAAAAAAAAAGAAUAGAUUUUUUUGCAUUGCUUCUUGGUUUCGGAAGUGUGAAUUAGAGGUUAACACCGAACUAAUUCCUCUAUAUCUAGUUAGGUAGCUACUGAGCAUCUAUGUAUUACCAUUAUUAUAAGUAUAUUCCACCUUUUCUCCAAGGAGCUCAAGGUAGCAAACAGACUUCUCCCCAUCACCAUUUUAUCCUCACAUAUCACAGGUUAGACUGAGAGACAACAAUUGGCCUAUGGCCACUCAGUGAGCUUCAUAGCUGAAUUAAGAUUUCAACUCUCAUCUCUCAGGUUGUAGUCCAACAGCCUAGUCAUUAUGCCAUACUUACUGUUUUCUCUAUCUAUCUAUCAUCUAUCUAUCUAUCUAUCUAUCUAUCUAUCUAUCUAUCUAUCUCUCAUCUAUCUAUCUAUCUAUCUAUCUAUCAUCUAUCUAUCUAUCUAUCUAUAUCUAUCUAUCUAUCAUCUAUCUAUCUAUCUAAUCUAUCAUCUAUCUAUCAUCUAUCUAUCUACCUAUCUAUCUAUCUACCUAUCUAUCUAUCAUCUAUCUAUCAUCUAUAUCAUCUAUCUAUCUAUCUAUCUAUCUAUCUAUCUAUCUAUCUCUAUCUAUCAUCUAUCUAUCUAUCUAUCUAUCUAUCUAUCUAUCUAUCUAUCUAUCUAUCUAUCUAUCUAUCUCUAUCUAUCUAUCAUCUAUCUAUCUAUCUAUCUAUCUAUCUAUCUAUCUAUCUAUCUAUCUAUCUCAUCGACCAAUCCAUCCAUCGAUCUCUCCCCCCAUCUUGUUUUAAUUUCUUCUCUUUUUUUGCUAAUAAUAAUAAUAAUAAUAAUAAUAAUAAUAAUAAUUUAUUUAUACCCCACCCAUCAGGCCGGGCCUCCCCACCCACUCUGGGCAGCAUCCAACAAAAUAUUAAAAUACAGUAAUGCAUCAAACAUUAAAAGCUUCCCUAAAGAGGGCUGCCUUCAGGUGCCUUCGAAAAGUCUGGUAGUUGUUUUUCUCUUUGACAUCUGGUGGGAGGGCGGGGUUCCACAGGGCGGGUGCCACUACCAAGAAGGCCCUCUGCCUGGAUCCCUGUAACUUGGCUUCUCGCAGGGAGGGAACCGCCAGAAGGCCCUCGGCGCUGGACCUCAGUGUCCGGGUAGAACGGUGGGGGUAGAGACGCUCCUUCAGGUAUACUGAGCCGAGGCUGUUGAGGGCUUGAAAGGUCAGCACCAACACUUUGAAUUGUGCUCGGAAAUGUACUGGGAGCCAAUGUAAGGUCUUUCAAGACUGGUGUUAUAUGGUCAAUCCCCAAGUGUUUCUGAACUGCAGUAGCAAAUGAAUAAAACUUUGUUUCCAACUUUGCUUUUAGGCCACGUCAACCAGAACUGGAUACCGAGAUUGGAUUUCAACUGAACCCGUGGAAUGGAAUUAGUAUUUCUAGUUGGAAUUGAUGCUCAGAUUCCAUCAACUGUCUUGUGUUUGUCUCUGUCCCUCUGGAAUGGGGUCUUUUUCACUCUGUCUGGCCACCAGCUACCCUAUUCCUCACAUCCUCCGCCAUGUCGUUCCCUCUGCUUGGAACAGCCACCUCCGCUUCCUUCUCCCGAAUGAGCCCAACCCUCUCCACAGACCCACUUCCACUGGUUUCUCUCCAUCCCCUUAAUUCUUUGGGGCACCUCCACCUUAUCCCUGUCUUUAUCGUGUAAUAAAGACUAUAGAUCCCUGAGCUCGGAUGCUGUGACUCAUUGUUCUAGGCAAAGACCAAUGCUGGCACUCGAUUAGCUUGAAAUUGUAGUCCUCGUCUACUACUAGUAGUAACAUAAUAGUAAUUUACUACUAGUAGUAACAAAAUAGUUAUUUACUACUAUUAGAGAUAGUCCUGGCAACUAAGCACUAUUAGGCCUCUCUUGCUGACACACACAAAAGCAUUAAUCUUUGGCUCCUGUAUGUAGCUGUGCUAAAAUGGUUAUAGCUAGCAAAGCUACCUCAUGUUCCAGAGAAGUUAGCCAUUUCACAAAAAUGGUUAUUGGGAUGUAUAAUAAUAAUAACAAUAAUGAUGAUGAUAAUUUAUUAUUUGUACCCUACCCAUCCAGCUGGGUUACCCCAUCCACUCUGGGUGGCUCCCAACAGAAUAUUAAAAAUAUGAUAAAACAUCAAACAUUAAAAACUUCCCUAUACAGGGCUGCCUUCAGAUGUCUUCUAAAAGUCAGAUACCUGUUUAUUUCCUUACAAUCUGGUGGGAGGGCGUUCCACAGGGAGGGCACCACCACCAUGAAGGCCCUGUAACUUCCCUGUAACUUGGCCUCUCGCAGUGAGGGAACCGCCAGAAGGCCCUCGCAGCUGGACCUCAGUGUCCGGGCAGAACGAUGGGGGUGGAGACACUCCUUCAGGUACACUGGGCCGAGGCCGUUUAGGGCUUUAAAGGUCAGCACCAACACUUUGAAUUGUGCUCGGAAACGUACUGGGAGCCAGUGUAGGCCUUUCAAGACCGGUGUUAUGUGGUCUUGGCGGCCGCUCCCAGUCACCAGUCUAGCUGCCGCAUUCUGAAUUAGUUGUAGUUUCCGGGUCACCUUGAAAGGUAGUCCCACGUAGAGCGCAUUGCAGUAGUCCAAGCGGAAGAUAACCAGAGCAUGCACCACUCUGGCGAGACAGUCUGCAGGCAGGGAGGGUCUCAUCCUGCGUACCAGAUGGAGCUGGUAGACAGCUGCCCUGGACACAGAAUUGACCUGCACCUCCAUGGACAGCUGUGAGUCCAAAAUGACUCCCAGGCUGCACACCUGGUCCUUCAGGGGCAUAGUUACCCCAUUCAGGACCAGGGAAUCCUCCACACCCGCCUGCCUCCUGUCCCCCCAAAACAGUACUUCUGUCUUGUCAGGAUUCAACCUCAACAAAGCCAAACAAAGCUUGCCAGAAAGAAAAAGAGGACUCUGCUUUUAUACUCAGUCACACCAUUGCUCCACCUAACUCAGUGUUCUCCCCACUGAACAAAAACAGUGGCUCUCCUGGACUUCAGUCAAGGGAUUCCAGGGAUCCACCGGAAGAUGCCAGCAAAGAUCGAACCUCACACUUUCUGCAGGUAAAGAAGAAGAAGACAUCAAACAAACACCUUCACACUUUCUCCUUGUCUGUCUGGGAACCUGGGAGCAGAAGGAGAAAGGUCCCCUCCAUCGAGCGAUCUGUUGAUGACUAACAGUUGUCCAUUUUUGCUGCCUGGUACCUGGAUAAUAAAUAUUUGCAUCGUCAUUUAUCUAUUUAUUUGCUUGCUGACUUACUUAGGAGUAUUUAUACGCUGACUACUACUCAAAGUUUUCUCUCUUUUGUCAAAUUUUUUUUUAUUAAGUGUUACAUUGCAAAUUAAGGGACGCGGGUGGCGCUGUGGUCUAAACCACUGAGCCUAGGACUUGCCGAUCAGAAGGUCGGCGGUUCGAAUCCCCGCGACGGAGUGAGCUCCCGUUGCUCAGUCCCUGCUCCUGCCAACCUAGCAGUUCGAAAGCAUGUCAGAGUGCAAGUAGAUAAAUAGGUACCGCUGCAGCGGGAAGGUAAACGGCGUUUCCGUGCGCUGCUCUGGUUCGCCAGAAGCGGCUUAGUCCUGCUGGCCACAUGAUCCGGAAGCUGUACGCCAGCUCCCUCAGCCAAUAAAGCGAGAUGAGCGCCGCAACCCCAGAGUCGGUCACGACUGGACCUAAUGGUCAGGGGUCCCUUUACCUUUACCUUUACGUUGCAAAUUAAAAUUCAAAGAUCAUCGUUUAGGACAGGGGUCAGCAACCUUUUUUAGCCAUGGGCCGGUCCACUGUCCCUCAGACCUCGUGGGGGACCAGACUAUUUUUUUUGGGGGGGGGGGAGAAAUGAACGAAUUCCUAUGCCCCACAAAUAACCCAGAGAUGCAUUUUAAAUAAAAGCACACAUUCUACUCAUGUAAAAACACUACUCAUGUAAAAACACAUCGUCCGCAGGCUGGAUUUAGAAGGCAAUUGGGCCAGAUCCGGCCCCCGGGCCUUAGUUUGCCUACCCAUGAUUUAGGAUUUCCUGAAUUCUGCGACUCCCCUCUGCCCUUCCCUGGUUACCAUUAUCAAUCUUUUUUCAACUGCUUCUCUUAUUUUUUCUCUCUUUUUUAAAAAAUAGUCCAUUUUAACCAUAAUUUUUUGUACAUUACAAGCAUUACUCAAAGCCUGCCAGCUGUUUUAGUUGUUUACAGUGUUCUCUUAAGUACGUUGUAAAUUUCCCCCAUUCCUUCUUAAAGUUCUUCUCUUCCUGGUUUCUGAUUUUCCGGGUCAAUUUUGCCGUUUUGGCAUAGUUCAUCAUCUUCAUCAACCAUUCAUCUCUGGUUGGGACUUAAUCUUCUUUCCAUCUCUGGGCCAGUAGUAUCCGUGCUUCUGUCAUCGCAUACACAAAUAAUAGUUUCUGUUCCUUUGGUAUCUCUGCACCUAAGAUUCCUAAUAGG